AUGUUACAGUUAUUAGAUGAAAUUGAUUUUAAUAUUUAUUGUCCGAGAUUUUAUAUAAUAUCUAGCGGUGAUAUACUGAGUUCAAAUAAAGUAAAGGAGUUUGAAGAUAAUCAUAGUAAAGGAAAGGAAGAAGCAGCUAUAGAAAAUGUCGAAUUUUUUAUAAGAUACAUACCGAGAAGUCGCAAAGUUGGACAAUCAUGGUUUUCAACAGUAUUCACUGUUUUAAAUACAUUAAUAGUGUGUUGCAAACUUAUUUUAUCGGAAUUACCAGAUCUGAUAAUUUGUAAUGGUCCUGGAAAUUGUGUACCUGUAUGCAUGAUUUCAUAUAUACCAAGGGUACUUGGGAUCAAAUGGAUUCGUCUAAUAUAUAUUGAAUCUUUUGCUCGUGUCCAUACACUUUCUUUGAGUGGAAAAUUGUUACUGAGAUUUGUUGAUAAAUUUCUUGUUCAAUGGCCAUAUUUAGUAAAUAAAUAUCCUCAAGCUGAAUAUAAAGGAAUAUUGGUUUGA
Entrophospora candida is the source of this 507-nucleotide messenger RNA. The record is from the annotation of a GenBank genome assembly. NCBI's taxonomy places the organism in Eukaryota, Fungi, Glomeromycota, Glomeromycetes, Entrophosporales, Entrophosporaceae.